This is a messenger RNA of Notolabrus celidotus (New Zealand spotty), 6199 nucleotides long. It is a transcript of the gene col5a3a, whose product is annotated as collagen, type V, alpha 3a. Gene Ontology annotation, molecular function: extracellular matrix structural constituent. The transcript is spliced from 67 exons. The coding region runs from base 206 to 5827 and encodes 1873 amino acids. NCBI's taxonomy places the organism in Eukaryota, Metazoa, Chordata, Actinopteri, Labriformes, Labridae. The record is from RefSeq and is a predicted model, not a curated record.
AGAGGGAGAAAUUGAAUGAGAGGGACAGAGCGAAUUUGAGAAGAGCCAACACACAACAAAACUUCUCCAACUAUCAAGCAAGUGGAGCUACUACAAGACUGGCUUCUCUGCGUUUCUCCCCGCAUGGCUGCUGAGUUCCUGCUAUUUUAACUUGUGCAGCAGAAAGUUCUGGUGGGGAGACAGAGGGGGGUCUCCGCUGAUAAAGAUGGACCAUUUAAUAAGGAGCAGGUCACGCAGGAGAACACCGCUAUUUAUUUUGAUUCUGCUUCAUGUAACGACGGCACAGACGGCUGAUCCUAUAGAUGUUCUGCGAGUGUUAGAGCUGUCAGAGAACAUGGAUGGGGUGUCUCUGGAGGCUGGUCUCUGCACCAGCAGGAGGAGCAUGCAGGAGACAGACUUGGCCUACAAGAUUGACAAAAAGAUCCAACUCAGUGCUCCCACCAAACAGGUCUUCCCAGAUUCCAAAUUUCCUGAAAAUUUUUCCCUGAUGGCUACAGUGCGAGCUAAAAAGGGCUCCCAGUUCUUCCUGCUUUCAGUCUAUGAUGACCAGGGGGUGCAGCAGCUGGGGCUUGAAGUGGGCCGUUCGCCUGUGUUCCUGUAUGAGGAUCAGCACGGAAAGCCCUCGCCGGAAAUGUACCCAAUUUUCAAGAGGAUCAACUUGGCCGAUGGAAAGUGGCACAGGAUAGCCUACAGCGUGCAGGACAAGUCUGUUACCCUGUACUUGGACUGUCAGAGGGUGGAGACCCUGGAUCUGUUGAGAGGGGACAAUGCUGAGAUCAGCACAGAGGGGGUCACCGUGUUUGGGACACGGCUGCUGGAUGAGUCUGUAUUUGAGGGAGAAAUACAGCAACUACUGAUUCUCAAGGAUCCCCAAGCUGCUGCCAGCUACUGUGUUAACUACAUACCAGACUGUGACUCUGCUUUGCCCUACAACAACAUAGCCCUGGAGCUGAAGGAGAACACUCAACUUGGUGCUGAUGCCAUGAUGCAACGUGACCAGCCCAGUGAACCACAGGAGCAGUCUGAAAUGGAUAGUAAGGGCAAAAAGAACAAAAAGAGGAGGGACAAGGGCUCUAAAGGAAAAGGCAAACGCAAAGGCAAGGGCAAGAAGGGAUCCAGAAAGAAAAAACACGAAGAGGGGGCUCUUGAGGAUGGCUUCCUCAGGGUUUCAACAACACUGCCUGAGUACCUUUCCCAGGAACCUUUUAGGUCCACAGUGAUGCCUGAUUUUGAGAGCACCCUAGAAACUAUCAUCCCCACUGAAGUCUCUGAAGACAAGACCCACAUGGUGAUGCCCACACAUGAACCUGACUCUUCAACUGAGGCCCCCACAGUGGUGCCCAGUGCGUUGCCUUUAUCAGAGGUUACCGAGGAGGAGAGCAAGCCAGUGAAGAAGCCAGUGGUGGAGGAGUAUGGCGAUGACCUUUUUGCAGACCUCUAUGAUGAUCUCUCUGUUUCCACGGUAACAGUGGGUCAAAAUGUUACUGAAUAUGAGACUCUUGAAUAUGAAGAUUACAGGAAUGACACAGAGUCGUCCUAUGAAGAGUAUGAAAUCUAUGAAGAUGGCUACGGCUUUGCAGAGCGGGAAAGAGCACAGACGUGGGAAGGAGAGGCUGGCCGCAGAGCAGAGAAAGGCCAGAAGGGAGAGCCUGCUAUUAUUGAGCCGGGUACAUUAGUGGAAGGACCUCCAGGUGUACAAGGGCCACAGGGGCUUGCAGGCCCAGCUGGACCGACAGGCCCUCCAGGACCCAGAGGAGAUCCUGGUGAAAUGGGUCCCCCAGGACGUCCUGGUCUUGCAGGGGUUGAUGGGAUUCCAGGCCCCCCAGGAACCCUUUUGAUGCUACCAUUCCAGUAUGGAGGUGAUUCCCAGAAAGGACCAGUGGUAUCUCCCCUAGAAGCUCAGGCUCAAGCUAUCCUACAACAGACCAAGCUGUCACUGAAGGGGCCUCCAGGUUCGAUGGGUCUCACAGGGCGACCCGGACCUCUGGGUGCUCCAGGUUCCACCGGGCUCAAAGGAAGCAGUGGAGACAGUGGCCCUUCUGGGCCCCGCGGGUUGCCUGGUCCUGCAGGAAUCAAUGGAAAGCUGGGAAAGAGGGGGCGUGCAGGAGUGAAUGGAGGUCGUGGAGCUCCAGGUGAAACAGGCGCUAAGGGUGACAGGGGUUUUGACGGCCUGCCAGGUCUCCCAGGAAACAAGGGACACAAAGGGGACAGAGGAAAGCCUGGUCCUCAUGGGCCCUUUGGAGAGCCAGGAGAAAAGGGAUCUGAUGGUCCACUGGGGCCAAGAGGGCAACCAGGCGAACCCGGUCCUCGGGGUCUUGUCGGACCAAGGGGGGCACCUGGCCCACCUGGCCAAACGGGUAUAACUGGCACUGAUGGAGCUCAAGGGCCAAAGGGCAACGUGGGUCAAGCUGGAGACAUCGGGCCCCCAGGCCAACAGGGAAAUCCGGGAGUUCAGGGCUUGCCUGGUCCUCAGGGUCCCAUUGGAGUGCCGGGAGAGAAGGGUCCCCAGGGGAAACAAGGCAUGCAGGGACUACCAGGCAUUGAUGGCCCUACUGGUCACCCAGGAAGAGAGGGCCCCACUGGAGAAAAAGGCAUUCAAGGUUUACCAGGUGCUCAGGGGCCUGUCGGGUACCCAGGGACCCGUGGAGUCAAGGGAGCAGAUGGAGUGAGGGGUCUAAAGGGGAGCAAAGGAGAGAAGGGAGAAGACGGUUUCCCUGGGUUCAAAGGUGACAUGGGCAUCAAAGGAGACAGAGGUGAUAUCGGAGUUUCUGGUCCUCGUGGAGAAGAUGGACCUGAGGGGCUGAAGGGCCAAUCAGGACCCAUGGGAGAUUCAGGAGCCCUUGGGAUAGCAGGCGAGAAGGGUAAACUUGGCGUGCCUGGUUUGCCAGGAUACCCAGGAAGACAAGGUCCUAAGGGAUCUCUUGGCUUCCCUGGUGUGGCCGGGGUCAUUGGAGAGAAAGGACGACGGGGUCCAGCUGGUCAAGGCGGGCCUGGUGGCCAAAGAGGUCCUAAUGGAGCCCGGGGGGGCAGAGGAGCGAAGGGACCCACUGGAAAGCCUGGAGAAAAGGGUUCUGCUGCGCAGGAAGGCCCCCCAGGAUCCCCUGGAGAACAGGGUCCUCUAGGACCCCUAGGAAGACACGGAGAACCAGGACCUAAAGGGCCUAAUGGGCCGCCUGGAAAAGAUGGAUUGCCAGGUCAUCCAGGCCAGAGAGGGGAGCCAGGUUUCCAAGGCAAGAAUGGACCCCCCGGCCCCUCAGGGGUUGUUGGACCACAGGGCAAAUCUGGUGAGACAGGGCCCACCGGAGAUAGAGGCCAUCCAGGUUCGCCAGGACCACCGGGUGAGCAUGGAUUACCGGGAUCUGCUGGAAAGGAGGGUUCCAAGGGAGACCCUGGUCCAGCAGGAGCUCCAGGGAAAAGUGGCCCCGCUGGGCUUCAAGGCUUCAGAGGGAGCAGAGGGAGCCCUGGCGCAACGGGUCCUGCAGGUCUGAAAGGAGGAGAGGGUCUACCUGGUAUUGCAGGACUCAUUGGUGCACCAGGAGAGAGGGGACCUGCUGGGCCAGCAGGUGCUAUAGGCCAGCCUGGACGGCCCGGUGGGGUGGGCCCUGCUGGGCCGAUGGGAGAGAAAGGCGAACCAGGAGAGAAGGGGCUUGUGGGGCCAGCUGGGCAUGAUGGGGAGUUGGGACCUGUAGGACUGCCAGGAUCUGCAGGAUCUCUUGGGCCGCCAGGAGAGGACGGAGACAAGGGAGAGACAGGAGGACCAGGCCAGAAGGGCAGCAAAGGAGACAAAGGAGAAUUUGGACCCCCAGGACCUUAUGGAAUUCAAGGCCCAGUAGGCCCACCAGGACUGCCAGGAGCAGAUGGUGAGCCAGGUCCUCGUGGGCAGCAGGGAAUGAAUGGACAAAAAGGAGAUGAAGGACAACAAGGCUUUAAGGGGGGAUCGGGUCCUUCUGGACUACAGGGAAUGCCAGGUCCACCAGGGGAGAAGGGAGAGAGUGGGCAUGUUGGCGCAAUGGGGCCUCCAGGACAGCAUGGCCCAAGAGGCCCUCAGGGGUCCAUUGGUGGAGAGGGUGUACCUGGGCUGCCAGGAGGAGUUGGCCAGCCUGGAAUUGUUGGAGAGAAGGGUGAGGAUGGAGAGGCUGGAAACCCAGGGUCACCUGGAGAGACUGGCAUUGCUGGUCCCAAAGGCGAUUUAGGGGAGAAGGGUGACACUGGCCCUCCUGGUGCAGCAGGGCCUCCAGGACCCAGAGGAACACCAGGAGAGGAUGGACCCAAAGGCCACCAUGGCCCUAUUGGAUUCCCCGGGGAUGUGGGACCACCUGGAGAAGCUGGCGUUAAUGGUGUGGAUGGAGGACCAGGACCUAAAGGAGACAAUGGAGAAACUGGCAAAGCAGGACCUGCAGGAGCCUCUGGAGAGCCCGGUCCUUCAGGUCCUCCUGGACGGAGGGGUCAUAUAGGUGCUGCAGGGAAAGAAGGGAAGCAGGGCAUGAAGGGAGCCAAGGGCGGCCAAGGAACCCUGGGUCCAGUGGGUAAGACGGGCCCAGUGGGACCUCAGGGGCAGCCAGGGAGGUCUGGACCAGAAGGCUUCCGUGGCAUCCCUGGUCCUGCUGGGGAGCAAGGGUUAAAUGGUCCACCAGGACAAACUGGACCACCAGGACCACUAGGACCGCUAGGACUUGCAGGAUUAAAAGGAGACCCUGGAAAUAAGGGAGACAAAGGUCACGGUGGGCUGAUCGGUCUAAUUGGACCCCCUGGAGAACCUGGUGAGAAGGGAGACAGAGGUCUGCCAGGGAACCAGGGCACACAAGGGCCUAAAGGAGAUGAGGGUGUGACAGGACAACCAGGUCCCACUGGCCCACUAGGACCACCUGGACUGUCAGGUGCGGCUGGUGAGAAAGGAUCGAAGGGAGAACUGGGUGGUGUUGGUCCCAGAGGAGAUACAGGCCGUGCUGGCCCCCCAGGACCCCCAGGACCCCCUGCAACAAUGAUUCAGCCCCUGCCCAUGAGGGAGGGCAAACGGAAGAAACGUAGAAACUCUGAUAAGGACAGAGAAGUAGCUCCACCCAGGGAGGAGGACGUAGAACUGGAUAUGGAGGAGCUUCUACAGGGAGAUCAGCCUCUGGAGGAUGCUGAAGGAAUGGAAGAAGUCUUUGCCAUCCUAUCUUCCAUGAAAACCGAUGUGGAGGUCAUGAGGAGACCCCUAGGAACUUUUGAAAGUCCUGCUCGGACCUGCAAGGAGCUCAUGAUGGUCCAGCCCAGCUAUAAAGAUGGGGACUACUGGAUUGAUCCUAACCAGGGCUGUCACCGAGACUCCAUCAAGGUCUACUGUAACUUCACAGCUGAUGGAGAAACAUGUCUCUACCCUGACAAGAGGAUUGAGAUGGUGAAAUUAGCAGCCUGGAACAAAGAGAAGCCAGGAAGCUGGUACAGCCAGUACAGGAAAGGAAAGCAGUUCUCCUACGAUGACAGGGAUGGGAACCCUGUAUAUGUAGUUCAGCUAACCUUCCUGAAACUACUGAGUGCCACGGCCAAGCAAAGCUUCACCUACACCUGCCAGAACUCAGCUGGCUGGUUUGACAGCACCACCCGCUCCUACCAGCAUGCCCUCCGCUUCAGGGGCAGCAACGACGAGGAGCUGACACAAGCCAAAAGCCCCUUCAUCAGCGCAGUGCAUGAUGGAUGCCAGUCCCGCAAAGGUCAGGAAAGGACAGUUCUGGAGAUUGACUCCACGGCAGAGCUGCUGCCUAUUAUAGAUGUGGCUCCAGCAGACUUUGGCAACAGUAACCAGAAAUUUGGAUUCCAAGUUGGACGAGUUUGCUUCAAUGGUUAACAUCACACCAACAAAGAACCAAAAAUAAGGACCUUGACAGCGGGUUUUAGUGAGAAAAACUGGACUUAAACUGCAGUAAUAUUUAUUAUAUUCUGUUCCUGUAUGUGGUUGGUUUGUGGUAUGUUAUUUCAGACUCUUCCACAGCCAGUGAAAUAGGUUCUAUGGCUUUACAACAAUGAGAAGAAUGUCAAGAAUGAGGACAUGCAACAGUGUGAACAGAGCACAUUUACCAAAGGGAAACAUUACAGUUAGAUGUAUUUAAUUGUAUUUAAGUGUUUUUUUUAUCUCACUGUUUGAGUGUGCUGUGUUCUCUAGAAUAAUGUGGAUUGCACCACUUGACAUAAACAAGUCCAAUCUGUCCCAUCACAGAAA